AUGGAUGCACUUAAUGACAGCCUACCUAGCAUAGAUGCAAAUCUUUCUGCACUUCUGUGCGAUCUCUACGCAGAAAAUUAUACCAUUUUCUGUAUGAAUGAUUAUCAGCCUUAUAAAGAUUUGGGCCAGACAGUUCGGAUUUUUCUGUAUUCUUUGAUCUUUUUGCUCAGUGUACUGGGCAACACUCUUGUAAUCAUUGUGCUGAUCAGAAACAAGAGGAUGAGGACCGUCACUAAUAUAUUCCUGCUGUCGCUGGCUAUCAGUGAUCUGAUGCUCUGCUUUUUCUGCAUGCCCUUCACCCUCAUUCCUAACCUCAUGAGGGAUUUCAUUUUUGGCAGCACUUUCUGUAAAAUUACCAGCUACUUCAUGGGUGUCUCUGUCAGUGUAUCAACAUUCAGCCUGUUUGCAAUAUCUUUAGAGCGAUACAGUGCUAUUUGCAAACCAUUGCAGUCUCGUGUCUGGCAAACAAAAUCACAUGCCUUGAAGGUGAUUGCUGCAACCUGGUGUGUCUCCUUUGCAAUCAUGACACCAUACCCAAUUUACAGCCAGCUGGUGCCAUUUACAACACUCCACAACCGCACAGCAAACAUGUGUCGCUUCCGUUCUCCAACCAAUGUGAUGCAGCAGUCUUGGUAUAUCUUCCAGCUGCUCAUUCUUUUCCUGAUCCCAGGGACUGUAAUGAUGAUUGCAUAUGGCUUAAUCUCCUUGGAGCUCUAUAGAGGGAUAAAAUUUGAUGUCAGUCAGAAGAAAUCGUCAAGAGAAAGGAAAGUGAGCAUCAGCAGCAGCAAAGAUGAAGAUGGCGAUGGAUGCUACCUUCAAAAAAGCAAGAAGAAGACAAAGAUGCCACUUCACCAACUAUCAGAAAAUAGCUGCAGCCCCAGAAUUGACCGGCCUCGAAGCAGCUGCUCUGCUGCUAACUUGAUGGCCAAGAAGCUGGUCAUCCGAAUGCUGAUUGUGAUUGUGAUUUUGUUUUUCAUUUGCUGGACUCCAGUCUUCAGUGUCAACACCUGGCGUGCCUUUGACGGUCCCUCAGCAACCUCCCUCCUCUCGGGAGCCCCCAUCUCUUUCAUUCAUUUGCUUUCCUACACAUCUGCCUGUGUGAAUCCCAUUAUCUAUUGCUUCAUGAACAAGCGCUUCCGCAUGGGUUUUCUGGCAACCUUCACCUGCUGCACCAAGCAAAAACUUCCAGCAGUUAGAGCAGAGAUGGCAGAGGAAGAAGAAGGGAAAACCACCAGAGCCUCACUUUCCAGGUACUCAUACACCCAUGUAAAUGCGCCAGCUCCUCCUCCAUGA
Molecule: messenger RNA, 1293 nt
Organism: Pogona vitticeps (central bearded dragon)
Lineage: Eukaryota; Metazoa; Chordata; Lepidosauria; Squamata; Agamidae
Source: RefSeq, a predicted model, not a curated record